CAUGUGGUGGACCCUGACGCUCUCACUGGUAGUUGCACUGGUAUUGGGCCCUGAGGUGUCCCAGUGUGAGGAUGUGGUGGCAGUCGAUGAGGAGGAGGUGGAGGAGGAGCAGCAGGAGAACUUCAGCGACAUAUCCACCGUACUCGGAAAGACGCGGCACCAGAUCCUGGCUGCUCAGUUUGAGUGCUACCUGAAGAUAAUCCAUGAUCCGCCAUGUACAGAAGAAGGUACUUACUGUAACCGUACGUGGGAUGGCUGGCUGUGCUGGGGCGAUUCAGCUCCAGGGACUGUCAUGCAGAUGUGUCCUGAAUACUUUUUCGACUUUGACCCUGCUGAAAAGGUAACCAAAGUGUGUAAUCCUGAUGGCCAGUGGUUCCACCAUCCAGAGAGCAACAGAGUCUGGACUAACUACACCCAGUGUCAGGCCUACACCAAAGACAGACGUAAGUUUGCCAUCAGUCUCUACUACCUUGCCAUGGUGGGUCACGGCCUGUCGAUUGUCUCCCUGAUUAUUUGUCUGAUCAUCUUCUCCUACUUCAAGAGUCUUAGCUGCCAGAGAAUUUCCCUCCACAAGAACAUGUUUCUCUCCUUCCUCUUCAACUCUAUUGUUACUAUAAUGUGGCUCUCGCUCACGAUGGCCAAUAACCAAGCCAUAAGCACCAGCAACCCUGUGAGCUGUAAGAUCCUGGUUGUGCUGAUUCAGUACACGUCUACUUCCAGCUACUUCUGGAUGCUGUGUGAAGGCAUCUACCUCCACACGCUCAUCAUAGUGGCAGUCUUUGUCGGAGAACAGCAGCUCUUCUGGUAUUACGUUCUGGGAUGGGGUUUUCCCGUUGUCCCUGCCAUCACCUAUGCUGUGGCUCGCGGGCUCUUCUUUAACGACAAGUGUUGGAUCAGCUCAAACACACACCUGGUCUACAUCAUUCAUGGGCCCAUUCAAGCCGCACUGCUUGUGAACUUCUUCUUCCUCCUGAACAUCGUCCGGGUUCUGAUAACCAAAUUGAAAGAGACCCACUGUGCUGAGUCCACAGCCUACAUGAAGGCGGUGAGAGCCACCCUCAUCCUCAUCCCUCUGCUGGGAGUCCAGUUCAUCCUUUUCCCCUGGAGGCCAGAGGGGCGCAUCAGCCGGGCCAUCUUUGACUUCUUUGUUAAUAUCUUCUGCCACUUCCAGGGACUCCUGGUGGCAAUUAUAUUCUGUUUCUGCAAUGCCGAGGCGCAGACAGCGCUGAAGAGGAAGAAGGCUCAGUGGAUGUCUGCCUGGGGUAAAACGGGCUGGGGAGACACACCCAUCUCCAACAACUUCAACUACCACAACAACUCGUCCAUUACCGAAACCAGCCGCGCCACCAUCAGCCUGGAGCACCCUGCUGCUGCACCUUCUGAACGACACGAAGACGCUCACCUUCUGUCCGAGCUGAAGCAGAAAGCCAACGGGAAGCAGAACACAUGCAGCAACGGAGAGGUGGACAUUCUCAGCAAGUUGGAGAGCACCUGAAUCUGACAGGAGAAAGUGCAGAGGUGAUGGUUGUUGUGCCAAACACAUAUGCUCACUGAUAUGUAAACACAGAGGGACAGAAGACUGAAAAACUGAGAGGUCGCAGAUGAUUUUUCAAAAUAAGGGUCAACUGUUUGGGCAGUAUAUGCACAAUAUGUAGCUACAAAAUAUCUGAAAAGCACUUAAAACACAUGUGAUGUUCACACACACACUCCCAUUUCUGUCAGUAACAGCUCCAGUUUUUGGACUCAUAUGAACUGAUGAGAAAAAAAAAUGAUUUAUAUCAUGUAGUCAUCCUGUUAUCUUAUUUCUAGUAAUGGUUUUUGCAUACACGUGCUCUAUCGCUGGAAAAAGUUGACUUAUGUAUUUCAGUUAUAUAAUAAUGUAGCCUAUUUCUUUUUAAAAUGGAGAGAAACCUACCGUUUUCAUAUCACAAAUUCAGAGCUGUACGUUUGUGUGAUCCAUUGCCUUAUGUAGCCUCUGAAUCCUUUGCCGGUGCACCACUGUGACCUAUGAAUGUCGUGGCCCGUGGAUUGGGCGUGUAUGGUGGCUAGGAGAUUCAAAGUUUUGAACAUUACACCUUCAUUUUAUAGAACCAUUUUGGAUUAAUUUACCCUAAAAAUGUAUAACACUGUAGUAUUCAAAAGUUUAGAGUUUCUGUUCGAACAGGGUGCAACAAAAAACCUGAGCUAAAACCCAAAACUGUGCUGACUGCUUAAAGCUAGCCGGUGAAAUAGCCCCAGCUAGCCUAGUUAAUGCUAAAAGUGAAUUUAUGUACAGAUUUUUCCCAGCUGUUAUCUGUUACUGAAAAAUAUAUAUUUUGGUGAGUUUGGUAAUCCAGUUUGGUAAGUCAGUUAGGUAAAAUUGAUGCUAAUAUGACCCAGCUAAGGUCAUGUUUAAAAAAUUAAACUAAAACGCUUUCAUUGACCAAGCUGAAGUCAUGCUAAUGCUACCCGGUUUAGCCGAGUAGAAAUAGCUGUCUUCCGAGUUUUUGAAUCUGGUGGGAAUAAUGUGAUUUGUUGAUGUUUGGUUACUUAAAAAUAUUAUUAUUUUGUAUAAAUGUAUGAAAUUCAAAAUCAAUUCAUUUAUUUUAAUUUAAAAUUCAUUAUAUUGGUUUCAAUAAACAUUAAUAGUUGGUGGACAGACAGGCUCCUUGUAAAACAGAGAUAGGCAACUGCAGAUUCACAAUAAAGAUAAUGGCUUUAAAAUGAAAUACCAGAAUUGGCCUGAUAUGAAAGAUCAAAAAGAUGACACUUAAAUUAUGCAGCUUUUAUUGGUUGAAAUAGGUUAAAUUUCCCUUCUUGUCAGGAUUGUCUGAGAGAAAAGAUCAUCUAAGCCUUUUAUAGUAAGAUGGAAUAUACAGUUUGUUACACAAGAAUAAAUAUGGCAUGUUUUACAUGUAAUCUAGAUUAAAGUAGUGUUAUUGCUUAGCCCAGUGAAUGUGUACAUUUUAAAAAACAUUGUAUUUUAUAUUUGCAUCUACUACCAGUGGGCCAUCAUGAUAAGAAUAGAUGUAAUAUAUUAAUUCCACUACAGGACAGACUUGAUGUUUCUGCAACUAGGUGGAAAAACACAUAUGUGUAUGUGCAUAUAUAUCGAUAUAGGCAAUCAGCCAGAAUAAGUUAGGAAAUAUCAACACAUUCAAUAUUGUACAUCCCUAUAGGCAACAUAUACUGACUAUUUAGUGAAGAUUAUCCAAAAGCAGUGUUCUAUGAUGAUGACUUAGGGGGUAAAAUAUGACCUAAAACAGCAAAAAAUGGAGGCAUUACAUUCUUUCUAAUUUAUCAGAAACAGUGUUUGUCAGCCAACUUGAUCAUUUUAAACCUUUUUUCUCAACAUUAGUGUUUCUAUAAUACAACAAAGGAUUAGGGGAAUUAGAUGACAUUAGAUUUUGAGAAUUAAUUGAUUAGAAUUAACAGUACAAGAACAAAGUUGUAAUAUUAUGAGAAAAAGAGUUGUAAUAUAAUGACAAAGAAGUUGUAAUUUUAUGAGAAAAACAAAAAAAAAGUUGGACUUUUCAGAUAAUUAAGUCAUAUUUCUACAACUUUUUUCUCAGAAAAUUAUGCCUUUUUUAUGUAAAAUUACAAAUGUAUUCUCAUAAUAUUAGGAGUUUAUUCUCAUCAAAUUCCUCAAUGUGUCCCUAAAGCUCUUUUGUAUUUAUAGUAUCUGUUAUUUGCCUUUGCAGGGCAGCAAUGUUGAAAACUGAAGUCGUUUUUCAAUUUUGGUUGGUUAAGCAAAGCUAGUUAUUAGCAGGAAAAUAAGUAAACAGAAGAAGCUAUUUAAAAAAAUGCACAGUUAAGUAUGGUUAAAUCUAGUUUUUUUAAUAGAUGAUGGUCACUGUGUAGGUUAUGCUUACACAAAUUUUCAGUUUAUUAAAGCUGAAAGGGCUUCUGACUUUAAUGGUUCAUAUACACAGCUUAUGUUGAGCUAAAUCUAAAACAGUGGCAAUCUGUAUGUAACUAUGAAAUCUCCAUAGUAUAACAUUAUGGCUACAAACUUUGAGCCUCAUUUAAUUAUACCUGAAUAACUUCCUGGAACUAAAUGAUGUGCUGAACAUUAUGGGCUACAACUCACCUAAUUUACACAGGGAGCAAUGCUUUGAGUGCAGGAAAAUUACUGGUGCAGAGAUAAUUGAGCUGUGGAGUGCUGCAAUAAUUUCAGUCCAACUGAAUCUCAGUCAUUCUCUUCACUCACUCCAUUAAAAUUACACACACUGUUUGAAGGAUUUUGCCCAAAAAGAAGCACACACACACACACACACACACACACACACACACACACACACACACACACACACACGCACACACACACACACACACAAUAGAUUUAGAAACACUAUGGUGUAUGAAAUAAUUGGAUGAAAGGAGAAUGUUCACAGGUGUAUUUCGGAUGAGACAGAGCUACACAUUUAGGAUUUCUUUUAAAAAUGUUUCUGUCUCAAAUAUAGAUUUUGCAGGCAGAACAUGACUGUGCCAAUUUUUAUAUUGUGAGUGUUUCAUAUUUUUCCAUCUCUUAUUGACUCCACAUAGUCCACAUUGUAAAGAGACAAUUUCAAAGAUAUUUCAUGUUGUUAUUAGUGUUCUUAUCGCUUUGUAAUGUUCUGUACUUAUUGUUGUGGCUUUUAAAAUGUCCGUUUUACUAUUUCUUUGGUUUGUUAUAUUGUUGCAAUUUCCUUUUUUGCAAGUUCACUGCCACUUCACAGAGAUAUAAUUUAAUCGUUUUUCCAUUGCAUUUGUACCGUGGCUCUAAGUGCACUGACAGCACCAGCACCUUUUCAGUUUCCACUGGAACACUGAGCAAGUCUUAUGUUUGAAAGAGAGCUUGUAGCAAAUGUGUUCUGGUGUCCUUCCAGGAUGCACGCACACACACACACACACACACACACACACACACACACACACACACACACACACACACACAAAACAUACUGGGAACACAAAUGUUCCAGUGUGGAUAUUGCAGGCUACACUGAUGCAUGAGAAAUAAAACACAAUUGUGGUAAGAAAACAGCUGAGUAUGAGAAGGCUCUUGUUCAAGAGUUCUGAAAAUAUCCUGCACAAGGAUGUCACCCUGUACACUUUUGCCAAAGCUGCCCAGUAGAGAAACAGCUGUCUUGGACAUAUUUGUAAAGAAAUUUGAAAAACAUUCCAAUAAAAUAUCAAAAGAAAUGUUCAAUUCAAGCAUAUUACUGUAUAUAUAUUUUUAACACUGCCAUUUAUGAGUGGGAAUAAAGUUGUUUGAACAUAAA
Messenger RNA from Plectropomus leopardus (leopard coralgrouper), 5243 nucleotides. NCBI's taxonomy places the organism in Eukaryota, Metazoa, Chordata, Actinopteri, Perciformes, Serranidae. The record is from RefSeq and is a predicted model, not a curated record.